Molecule: messenger RNA, 999 nt
Organism: Cannabis sativa
Lineage: Eukaryota; Viridiplantae; Streptophyta; Magnoliopsida; Rosales; Cannabaceae
Exons: 7
Coding region: 1-999 (332 amino acids)
Source: RefSeq, a predicted model, not a curated record
AUGAAUAAUGUUCUAACUUGGGAUUCUAAAUCUGAACCAUUUGAUGCUUGGAUUCCGUACCUAGCUGCAAAUAUUUUCAAUCUCUAUGUCUGUAGAGAAAAGGUUGACCAUGAAAAUGAAAGAACCAUUGAUCUCAUUACGUUAAGUUGUCUUUCUAUUGCUUGGAAGUCAAGGGAGAAAGAUUUCUCCAUCCGUAUGCUUAAGGCAAAAUAUAAAAAACUCCAUACUAUAACACAGAAUAUGUGUUUAGAUAUGGAGUUUCAAAUUCUCGAUGCCCUUGGAAGUACUCCUAGGAGCUUAAGAAUUCUUACUCCUAUAAUUUUCAGCCAUUAUUUCGCAUCUAUAGUGAAAAUGAACUACAGUCCUCACGAGCAUGAUGCUUUAUUUUGUGAGAUUAUAGUGCAAUGCCAGAGUGAAUAUUGGGUGGCAAAGUUGAGGCCAUCACUUAUUGCAGCAUUAGGUGCAUUGGUGAUUUCUACACUAUUCUCUCUAAAAGUUUUUAAUAAAUUUUACAAGGCGCUCGAAAAGAACCAAUUUAUCACAGAGGAUGAGUUUAUCUGUUAUUUUCCCGAAAUGUUGAAGCUAUUUCAGAAACUCAAGAUCGAUAAAGAACAUAGGCAGGUGUUUGAUUUUCCAAUCAAAUGGAAAAAUAAUAUCAAAUGUGCAAGUAGAUUCUUGAUAUUCACAAAUAUGAGAAUUAUUGAAUGUAGCCCAAUUUCUUUCAGUAUUGCUUCUCAAGGAGUGGGCAUAAUGCCAAAAAGUUCUCUCAUCCUUAAAGCAAUAUCUUUGAUAAUGAUUUUAGGGAGUCUUUAUUGCAUUAUAAAGAUCAUUAAUGAAAGAUGGGAAACGAAAAAGACUUCAAGUCAACUUUUAAGGAUGAAUAAGUAUGUCAUUGGUGUUGCUGUGAACGAUGAGGAUGUUGAUGACAGUGAUGAUUUGAGUGCUGACGACAACGAUGAUAAUUGGUACCUGGCUGUUAGACCUGGUAUUGUAUCGUGA